CCCGCCAGCGCCGCUCUGCCUGAGCUGGUUCUGAAUGCGUGACUGCUGUUUGAUAACCCUAACAUAACCCUACACACGAGCCGCACAGCGCUCUGCCACAUGUUUACGUAAAUUAGAGUUUAUAUGUGGCGGCACCAGCCACACCGCCGCGUCCACAGAUCACGUCUCCGUCGCGCUCUCUUCCCAACGCGAUAAAGCGCGUUAAGCUUGGAACUGUGCUGGUUGUCUACCGCAGUUGUCUGCUGUCGGACUAGUGAAAGGUAUUGCCGCUGAGGUAUAGACUGCGCACUGGACGACUCAGUACUCUCUGAAGGCUACAAGGUUUCGAAGCUGCAUUCAAUUUAAUGGCCCUUUACUUAUCCUAUACCCACUCAUAGUCGCCGGGGACAAAGAACCACCAUGCAACCAGAUCAAACGAGGAGGCAAAGUACUCCGCCGUCAGCUCAAGAUAUAAGUGUGGUAGUGAUCGACUCCUCGCCAAUCGAGAUCAACUCGUCUUCGUCAAGGCCUGCGCCGUCCCCGGGAUUGUCGCAGAUCUCCCAGCCAUUUAGAGAUGAAACAACACAUUUUGAUCACAGUGAGGUUGCCGCGAGUCUUCCAACCACCUCCUUCCCGCACAUUGCCAGAGCUUCGCAACAGAACAAGGAGUUGUCUAAAUCGCCGGCACCAGUACUCAUCAAUGACGGACCCGCCUCAGAUAUCGUGUUUGAUCUCGACGAAUUUGAUGAAUUUUCUUCUCCGCCGCCUGCACUACUCGUCGACAGUCCACCCACCAAGAGUACCCGGAAAGCUGCAAGUGUACCACCGGCGUCAAUAGACCUUAACUCAUACGCGGACUUGACCUCGGGUGAUGAACGUGGUUUAUCUAGAAAGGGUACAGCUCGAAAAUCAAUGGCAAAAGAAGGCACUUUGAAUACAAACCCACAGUCAACAGCAAAGAAAGCCUCACCACCAGCGCCACGAGCACAUGCCAACCCACAGCACCUCUUCACGUCCUCUCCCCUUCCCUCACAGCCUCCGCCAGCUCCACAAACACAGCAGCCAUCUCUUCCGAUCCGUCCACGUCCCUAUGUUCAACCCCUCAGCUCGUCACCGUCAAUAAUGACUGAUCUGACGAAUAAGCCGAGAAAUCAAUCGCCGGCUCACCAAGCCCGAGUUCCGAAUACCAGUGCAGCGGCGAGUUUUCAGUCGGCUUCUUUGAUACUAGAGGCGUUAGGCGUCAGAGGGGACAUUUCUAUACAAAGCCGGCGAGCAGCAACUGUAGAGCAUAUUGAUACAUCGUCAUCCUCGCCAGCUCCUAGAUCUGCAUCUCUCGCCCGAUCGAGAUCUAGUUUACAGACCGAGAAUGUUGUUCCCAGACCAGCACGCGCGACUCAGAGUGAGAGUAGCAAUCUCCCUCGGGGUCUCUUUCAGGAUCUCGGGCCGGUCGGGAUAACUACUGCACAGAAAAGAGGGAACGGCGCAAGCGAGCCUGGACUUCCUGAACCUGCCAAAAAGCCACGAGCCACACGGCAACCCAGCGCGACCUCAGCUAAGGCAAAAGAAGCAGAAGCUCGUAAAGAGCAAAAACGACUAGAGAAAGAGCGCGCAGCUCGCGAGAAAGCCGUGGCAAAAGAACUAGCGACCGUCAACGUGCUGAAAAAAGACAAGCGCGCGGCAUGUGCAGAGCUGAUUAUCGAUAUCGACAGCGAGUUUGCGCUGACCGAAGCCGGCGGACAAAUCGCUCAGAGUCACAGAGAGCUGGGGGUCGGUGUUUUUACAGACUGGCGGAGUUCGGCGGGGAAUAUGAUUAAAUGGCGGCGCAAGGUGCGGGCGGAGUAUAAUUUUGCUCUUGGACAUUUCGUGCCUAUCCCUGAGGAGAUUCGAAAGGAGCAGUUUCUGCUCAUUAUCUUGCCUGAUGUCGAGUUUGUCGGUAUGGUGCUUGACGAGACUAUCGACGAGCACGUUCAGUCGGUUCGGACGCGGUUCCCGGAUUCCAAACUGAUCUACAUGAUCGAGGGCCUGUAUUCGUUACAAAACAAGAUCGCCGCGAAAAGUCGGCGCGAGUUCAACGCGACGGUGCAAAACGCUCUCAGAGAAGCCGAGGGAGAAACCGUGACUGCUGCUGCUGCUGGUGCCGCGCGCAGCAGAAAACAAAAGAAAUCGGACCUGGAAGUUCGGAUCGAGAAUGAGUACAAGCCCGGGAUCCACGACGAGCGGAUAGAAGAAGCUCUGAUUGCUCUGCAAGUGCGGCAUUACGCUUUAGUCCUCCACAGCGCCACGCCCGCAGUCUCAGCCGAGAACACCACGGCCUUGACGCAGUCCAUCGGCAUGAUUCCGUAUUGGCGCGCGCAGACAAACAUCCACGAGACAGUGUGCAUGGCCGGCGGGCAGGUAACCAUCGGCCGGAACGUGGACGACAUCUUCAUGCGGACGAUGACGCAGUGCAAGAACGUGACUGAGCCGCUGGCGAGGAUGAUUGUCGACAAGCAUGGAUCGCUCGAUAAGAUGAUGGCCGACGUCGAGGUUAACGGCGCUAGAGCGUUUUUGCAUAUCGAUCGGGGGUCGAUGACGGCUACGAAGAGGAGAGUGGGCGAUAAACUGGCGUCGGAUUUACAGUUUAUAUUUACGUGUUCGGAUCCAGAUGCGCUGCUUAUACCGUAG
Molecule: messenger RNA, 2643 nt
Organism: Myxozyma melibiosi
Lineage: Eukaryota; Fungi; Ascomycota; Lipomycetes; Lipomycetales; Lipomycetaceae
Exons: 3
Coding region: 400-2643 (747 amino acids)
Biological process (GO): double-strand break repair; replication fork processing; mitotic intra-S DNA damage checkpoint signaling
Cellular component (GO): nucleus; Holliday junction resolvase complex
Molecular function (GO): DNA binding; crossover junction DNA endonuclease activity
Source: RefSeq, a predicted model, not a curated record